GGCAAGUCUUCGCUUCGCUCCUCUCUGCGGCUCCCUCCGGCGAGCGGCGAUGGCCUUCUCACCCCCGCUGAUCGACUGGGAGGCGGAGAGCUACCCUGCCUACCCAGAUUUCGCGGCCAUUCCCCUUUUCGUCGUCUUCUUCCUCGUCGUCCGUUUCUUCCUCGACCGCUUCGUAUUCGAGUGGUUAGCCAGGAAGCUGAUUUUCAAGGAGGAGGAUGAGAAGAAGCUUGGCCCUACUACAUAUGCAGGCAAGAGAAAGAUCAGGAAAUUUAAAGAAUCAGCUUGGAAAUGCAUGUAUUUUCUUUCUGGGGAGCUAUUGGCAUUGUCUGUGACGUACAACGAGCCAUGGUUCACAACCACAAGAAAUUUCUGGGUUGGACCAGGCGAUCAGAUCUGGCCAGAUCAAAAAAUUAAAUUGAAACUCAAGACAGUCUAUAUGUAUGUUGCUGGCUUUUACACAUACUCGAUAUUUGCCCUUUUGUUUUGGGAAAUAAGGCGCUCAGACUUCGGUAUUUCAAUGACUCAUCAUGUAGCAACCGUCUGUCUGAUAGCACUGUCUUACAUAUUCAGAUUUGCUCGGGUGGGUUCAGUUGUCCUUGCCAUUCAUGAUGCUACUGAUGUGUUCCUGGAGCUUGGAAAAAUUUCCAAGUAUAGUGGCCAUGAGUUGUUUGCAGAUGUUUCAUUUCUUGUUUUCGUCAGUUCUUGGGUACUCCUCCGCCUUAUAUAUUAUCCGUUCUGGAUUCUCUGGAGCACGAGCUAUGAAGUUGUUCUGACUCUAGACAAGGAAAAGCAUAAAGUUGACGGGCCAAUAUACUACUAUGUAUUCAACAGUCUUCUCUUCUCUCUACUUGUUCUACACAUAUAUUGGUGGGUUUUAAUGUAUCGGAUGCUUGUGAAGCAAAUACAGUCUAGAGGGCACGUUGGCGAUGAUAUACGAUCUGAUUCUGAAGGUGAAGAGGAACAUGAGGAUUGAUUGAGCUGUGUAGAGUUGGAAGAUAAUAAGUAACAUGGGGAUGGAUUGAGCUGUAUAAGUUCCAAAGGCGAAAAGGAAUACGUGGAUGGAUUGAGCUGUGUAAAUUCUGAAGGUGUAUCAAAUCAUUCUGCUGUUUUUCUUCUGUCCUUGUUCUUGAUAAGUAACAAUAAAUUAGUGCCCUUCUCUAGGUGAGCAUCAUCGAUAGAUGUCACUUGGGCAUUAUCAUUAUCUAUUGAUGUAAAAUCAGGUCACAUUGCAUAGCACACACACAACAGUUAAUGGAAAAUGUUAGCAGUGCA
Messenger RNA from Zea mays, 1272 nucleotides. Its product is annotated as ASC1-like protein 2. The coding region runs from base 50 to 973 and encodes 307 amino acids. The record is from RefSeq and is marked validated. NCBI's taxonomy places the organism in Eukaryota, Viridiplantae, Streptophyta, Magnoliopsida, Poales, Poaceae. Gene Ontology annotation, molecular function: sphingosine N-acyltransferase activity. Gene Ontology annotation, biological process: ceramide biosynthetic process. Gene Ontology annotation, cellular component: endoplasmic reticulum; membrane. The transcript has 6 exons.